UUUAGCCAAAAGAAAAUUUUCAAGAUAGUUAUAUCAAAAUUUAUUAUUAGGAAGAGUUGGUUACCCACCUAAGCCAGAUCCUUCUGUAUCCUGAAACGAUCCGCACCCUACAAAAGGCACAUACUACUCUACCCAUAUCAUCAAAUUUAGCAAAGCCUGAAGUAUCAGUACAGCCUGAAGUGAUCUCAACUUCUAAGCCAACUCAAGAAUCUAUAAUGGCACAAAGGAUUGAAAUGAGUCUUGUCCUCCUUCUGGUGACCAUAUUCUUGGCGAGAGGAGCAGCGCAGUCAAGUUGCACAAAUGUGAUAAUCAGCAUGUCCCCAUGCCUCAAUUACAUUACAGGAAACUCGUCAACUCCAUCUUCAGGAUGCUGCUCCCAGCUUGCUAGCGUUGUUCGAUCAAACCCACAGUGCUUGUGCCAGGUCCUUAAUGGUGGCGGAUCAUCACUAGGGAUCAAUGUCAAUCAAACUCAGGCUGUUGCUUUACCUGGUGCUUGCAAUGUUCAGACUCCACCCACCAGCCAGUGUAAUGCUGCUUCUCCCGCUGACUCUCCUGCAGGAACACCCGAUGAUUCAUCAAACACAGUUCCCUCAGGAAGUGGAUCCAAAACUGUACCAACCACUGACGAUGGCUCAUCUGAUGGAAACACUAUCAAGUUGUCUAUGACUCAACUCGUUGUGUUAUUUGCUGCAGCAUUUGCUACUCUUUCAGUGUGCUGAUUUUCAUUUCUGUUAUCCUAUCUAUCAGGCUACACAUAUUCCUGGAUACUCUUGGGUCUUGAUUUUUUAUGAUUGUUGUUAUAUUCCUUAAUACAUGUUAUUUAUUUA
Messenger RNA from Argentina anserina (silverweed cinquefoil), 827 nucleotides. Its product is annotated as non-specific lipid transfer protein GPI-anchored 5-like. The record is from RefSeq and is a predicted model, not a curated record. Bases 216 to 719 code for a protein of 167 amino acids. The transcript is spliced from 3 exons. Gene Ontology annotation, biological process: lipid transport. Lineage: Eukaryota; Viridiplantae; Streptophyta; Magnoliopsida; Rosales; Rosaceae. Gene Ontology annotation, molecular function: lipid binding.